CGGGCCUUUGCCCCCGCGGAUUUUGGUUCUUCGCUGUUUCCCUUUGGGGAAGCCAAAGAAACGGUGCCCCUCGCGGUUUCUGCGUUUCCCCCGCGUUGCCAGCAGCCACUCGCGCCGCGCCCCUAGUCCAGAGCCGCCCCUCCCAAGGGCGAUAACCCCGAGGGCAACGGCCGCGGGCGGCGCUGCGGUGGCAAUGGCGGCGCCCCCUGCACCAGCCGCCGAGGGGUCCCCGCAGCCGGAGCCGCACGCCCCAGAGCCCGGCCCGGGGAGCGCCAAGCGAGGGCGAGAGGACAGCAGAGCCGGUCGCCUCUCAUUCUGUACGAAGGUGUGCUAUGGCAUUGGUGGGGUCCCCAACCAGAUAGCCUCCAGCGCCACAGCCUUUUACCUGCAGCUUUUCCUGCUUGAUAUAGCACAGAUCCCUGCCGCCCAGGUGUCACUUGUUCUGUUUGGGGGAAAAGUGUCUGGGGCGGCUGCUGACCCUGUGGCUGGGUUCUUCAUCAACAGGAGCCAAAGGACAGGGUCUGGACGGCUCAUGCCUUGGGUGCUGGGCUGCACCCCCUUCAUCGCCCUGGCCUACUUCUUCCUGUGGUUCCUGCCCCCCUUCACCAGCCUGCGAGGCCUCUGGUACACGACUUUCUACUGCCUGUUCCAGGCCCUGGCCACGUUCUUCCAGGUGCCCUACACAGCGCUCACCAUGCUGCUGACUCCCUGCCCAAGGGAGCGGGACUCGGCCACCGCCUACCGUGAGUGCAGCCGUGGGUUUCAGGUUCCAGGGAGGCAACUGCCCCUGGGACCCCACUCCCUCUCAGUCACCUUAAGUGGCACUCUGUCUCCAGGGAUGACUGCGGAGAUGGCGGGAACACUGAUGGGGGCCACUGUUCACGGGCUCAUCGUGUCCGGCGCCCACAGACCCCACAGGUGCGAGGCCACUGCGACCCCGGGGCCAGUCACUGUCUCCCCGAAUGCAGCCCGUCUCUACUGCAUUGCGGCUGCCGUGGUUGUAGUGACUUACCCCGUGUGCAUCAGUUUACUGUGCCUAGGGGUGAAGGAGCGGCCAGACCCCUCUGCCCCAGCCUCAGGCCCAGGCUUGAGUUUCCUGGCUGGGCUGAGCCUCACUACCCGGCACCCACCCUACCUGAAGCUGGUGAUCUCCUUCCUGUUCAUCUCUGCUGCUGUUCAGGUGGAGCAGAGCUACCUGGUCCUGUUCUGUACACAUGCCUCCCAGCUACACGACCACGUCCAGGGCCUGGUGCUAACUAUCCUGGUCUCAGCCGUGCUGAGCACCCCGCUGUGGGAGUGGGUUCUCCAGCGCUUUGGGAAGAAGACGUCAGCCUUUGGGAUCUUUGCGAUGGUGCCCUUUGCGAUCUUGCUGGCUGCUGUGCCCACAGCACCUGUGGCAUAUGUCGUGGCCUUUGUAUCUGGCGUGAGCAUUGCUGUGUCCUUGCUGCUACCCUGGUCCAUGCUGCCAGACGUGGUGGAUGACUUUCAGCUGCAGCACUGUCACGGGCCAGGCCUGGAGACCAUCUUCUACUCCUCCUACGUCUUCUUCACCAAGCUGUCUGGCGCAUGUGCCCUGGGCAUCUCCACCCUCAGUCUGGAGUUCUCGGGGUAUAAGGCAGGGGUCUGCAAGCAAGCAGAGGAGGUGGUGGUCACCCUCAAGGUCCUCAUUGGCGCCGUGCCCACCUGCAUGAUCCUUGCUGGGCUCUGCAUCCUCAUGGUCGGCUCCACUCCAAAGACACCCAGUCGGGACGCCUCCAGCCGGCUGAGCCUUCGGAGGAGGACCAGCUACAGCCUGGCCUAAAGCUUAGGAGGGCGACUGUGAAUGGACACAGGAGCCAGCACCCUCAGGGCCUGACAUCGCCCUCCUCAGCCCUUCAGCACCUGGUCUGGCAGUUUAGCAUGUGGCCUUUUUCCCUGGGAUGUGGAGUCUUCGGCAAUGUGUCCUGAAGGGACUGGCCUGCACGCCAGGACCCCACUUGGCAUUUCUUGUCUGUUGCCUUCAGACUAUCUCAGAUAGGCCUGUGCCUCUGACUAGCCCAGUAGCACUUGUCUCUAGAAAAAGGAAGCUCCUGCCCAACCUGGCUUGUGGACCAGUAAUAUCUGUGGCCUACCACCCAUUCAAGAAAACGUUACAGCCGGCUCACUGCAAAAUCCGCCUCCCGGGUUCACACCAUUCUCCUGCCUCAGCCUCCCAAGCAGCUGGGACUACAGGUGCCCGCCACCACGCCCGGCUAAUUUUUGUAUUUUUAGUAGAGACGGGGUUUCACCGUGUUAGCCAGAAUGGUUUCGAUCUCCUGACCUCGUGAUCCGCCCCGCCUCAGCCUCCCAAGGGCAUGAGCCACCGUACCCGGUCUGCCCAGGCUGGUCUUAAACUCCUGGCCUCAGGUGAUCCUACUGCCUCAGCCUCCUGAGUAGCUGGGAUUACAGACACAAGCCCCCGUUCCCAGCUCUAGCAUUUCUUAAGGACAAAAUUGGUGUGUAAGUAACAGGAAAUUCACAUUAUGCUGUACUCAUUCUCUAAUAUCACAGCCAUGUUAGAACAAAUUUGGGUUUUCAAAACAAGCGUAACUGAACAGAGUAUAUAUGUGUAUGUAUAUAAAUAUAUAGAAAUCCUAAAUGGUCCCUGUGACAAAAGAAAUACACAUUUGGUCUCUGCCCCAGGUUCCUGGCACAGAGCUUCUAAAAUGCUAGUAACUUCCUGAGUGGUAGGGGUGAGGGGAACAUCUUUUGUUAUACAUAAGAAGCCCUUUUCAAACAGAUCUGAGUUUAUGCUAAUGAUGUGACUGGCAGAGGAUGGGGGCUGGUUGCCAGAGAAACCAACCAUGUGAUUAGAAGGUUGAAACUUUCAGCCUUAUCUUCCUACCGGGAGGGGACAGGGGCUGAAGACUGAGCUCAUCAUCAAUGAUUUAAUCAAUCGUGCCCAUGUAAUGGAGCCUCCACUUCCAAACGAAGGGGUUCAGAGAGCUUCUAGGUUGGUGAACACAUCCAUGUACCAGGAGGUCUACCCCACUCCACGGGGACAGAAACUCUUGUGUAGGGGACCCUUUUAGAUUUCAUUCUAUAUACCCCUUCAUCUGGCUGUUCAUUUUAUAAUCAACCAAUAAAUGUUAAGUAAAGUGUU
Messenger RNA from Pan troglodytes (chimpanzee), 3121 nucleotides. RefSeq names its product MFSD2 lysolipid transporter B, sphingolipid (gene MFSD2B). The record is from RefSeq and is a predicted model, not a curated record. Gene Ontology annotation, biological process: lipid transport; carbohydrate transport. The transcript is spliced from 13 exons. Bases 194 to 1801 code for a protein of 535 amino acids. Gene Ontology annotation, molecular function: sphingolipid intramembrane carrier activity; symporter activity. Gene Ontology annotation, cellular component: plasma membrane. Lineage: Eukaryota; Metazoa; Chordata; Mammalia; Primates; Hominidae.